This is a messenger RNA of Papaver somniferum (opium poppy), 1388 nucleotides long. RefSeq names its product omega-hydroxypalmitate O-feruloyl transferase-like. Bases 1 to 1386 code for a protein of 461 amino acids. The record is from RefSeq and is a predicted model, not a curated record. Lineage: Eukaryota; Viridiplantae; Streptophyta; Magnoliopsida; Ranunculales; Papaveraceae. Gene Ontology annotation, molecular function: acyltransferase activity, transferring groups other than amino-acyl groups. The transcript has a single exon.
AUGGCUUCAUGGAUUCAAGAGCUUCAAUUCCCUCACCUAAAUAUCCCUGUAAGACAUGAUCAUUUCCAUACAGUGGAACCAGAAUCGCCAAUUCCUGCAGCUCAUGGCGACUGUCUUUAUCUAUCCAAUCUCGAUGACAUGAUUGGAGCACGGGUUUUCACUCCGACGUUAUACUUUUUCGAAGCAAACAAUCAGAGUUCUUCUGGUCGAAAGUUUGAACCCAAAAUCUUGCGUGAUGCUCUAGCCAAAGUGUUAGUCCCUUAUUACCCAUUUUCCGGGAGACUUAGAGAGACUCAAAAUGGAAAACUGGAGGUGUUUUUUGGACCGAAACAAGGUGCGCUUUUCGUUGAAGCUUCUUCGGAGAUGGAAAUGUCAGAUUUAGGAAACCUGACAGUGCCAAAUCCUGCAUGGAUUCCUUUGAUUUUCAGAUAUCCUUAUGAAGAAGCAUAUAAGGUUAUCGAUAUGCCACUGGUAAUUGCUCAAGUUACUAGAUUUAAGUGCGGCGGAUUUAGCCUCGGUUUACGCCUUUGCCACUGCCUUUGUGAUGGUCUCGGAGCAAUGCAGUUUGUCAGUGCAUGGGCCGCCACAGCGCGGUCAGGCUCCCUUGUGACUGAUCCUGCACCAUGUUGGGAUCGCGAGUUUUUUCGGCCUAGAGAUCCACCAAAAGUACAGUUCCGGCAUGUUGAGUUCACAAAAAUAGACGACAGCUCAAGCCUUACAAAGACACUGUGGCAGACGAAAGCCGUUCAGAAGUGCUACCGCAUUUCAGAUGAGUAUCAGACGCUCAUUAAAAGCUUAGCUCAGCCAACUGAUGGGCAAGGUUGUACAGCUUUCGACGCAAUGGCAGCUCAUGUCUGGAGAUCUUGGGUCAGAGCACUUGAUGUAAAACCAUUAGAUUAUGAACUAAGGCUUACAUUUUCUGUCAAUGCUCGACCGAAGCUUAUUAAUCCGUCAUUAAAAGAUGGGUUUUACGGUAACGUGGUAUGUUUAGCUUGUUCUACAGCCACUGUUUCGCAGGUCAUAAAUGGAGACUUACCGGAAACAACUCAAUUGGUUCGCGAAGCUAGAAAAGGCGUAACCGAAGAGUAUUUAAGAUCAACAAUCGAUUAUAUUGAAGUAGAUAGACCACAAAGACUUGAAUUUGCUGGUAAGUUAAUGAUUACACAAUGGACCAGGUUUGGCAUGUAUGAAUCUGCAGAUUUUGGAUGGGGUUUGCCCAUUUACGCAGGACCUAUCGAUCUAACUCCAACGCCACAAGUUUGUGUGUUCUUGCCGGAUAGUAAUGAAUCUCUUGGCCGGUCAAUGGUGCUAUGUAUUUGUUUGUCUGAAUCUGCUGCUGCUAGAUUUAAAGAAUAUUUGUCUGAAGUUUUAACUCUAAAUUUAUAAGC